Vicugna pacos (alpaca) is the source of this 1658-nucleotide messenger RNA. The record is from RefSeq and is a predicted model, not a curated record. NCBI's taxonomy places the organism in Eukaryota, Metazoa, Chordata, Mammalia, Artiodactyla, Camelidae.
AUCAGCCCAUGGCCCGGAGGUAUGAUGAGCUGCCCCACUACCCUGGCAUCGUGGACAGCACUGCAACCCUGGCUGGCUUCUCAGAGGCAGUGUCCUCAGCACCGAGAGCCCCCGGGCCCUACGGCCCCCACCGGCCUCCCCAGCCCCCGCCCUCAGGCUUGGACAGUGAUGGCCUGAGAAGGGAGAAGGAUGAGAUCUAUGGCCACCCGCUUUUCCCUCUGCUGGCCCUGGUCUUUGAGAAAUGUGAAUUGGCCACGUGCUCGCCCCGUGAUGGGGCUGGGACUGGGCUGGGCACACCCCCAGGCGGUGACGUGUGCUCCUCCGAUUCCUUCAAUGAGGACAUUGCAGCCUUUGCCAAGCAGGUCCGCUCUGAGAGGCCCCUCUUCUCCUCCAACCCGGAGCUGGACAAUCUGAUGAUACAGGCCAUUCAAGUGCUCCGCUUCCACCUGCUGGAGCUGGAGAAGGUCCACGACCUGUGCGACAACUUCUGUCACCGCUACAUCACCUGCCUCAAGGGAAAGAUGCCCAUCGACUUGGUCAUCGAGGAUCGGGAUGGAGGCUGCAGGGAGGAUCUCGAGGACUACCCGGCCUCCUGCCCCAGCCUCCCAGACCAGAGUAAUACAUGGAUUAGAGACCAUGAGGACAGCGGGUCUGUACAUUUGGGGACCCCUGGUCCAUCCAGUGGGGGCCUGGCCUCCCAGAGUGGGGACAACUCCAGCGACCAAGGAGAUGGACUAGACACAAGCGUGGCCUCCCCCAGUUCUGGGGGAGAGGACGAGGAGCUGGACCAGGAGCGGCGACGGAACAAGAAGAGAGGGAUCUUCCCCAAGGUAGCCACCAACAUCAUGAGAGCCUGGUUGUUCCAGCACCUCUCGCACCCGUACCCCUCAGAGGAGCAGAAGAAACAGCUGGCCCAGGACACGGGGCUCACCAUCCUGCAAGUCAACAACUGGUUCAUUAAUGCCCGGAGGCGCAUCGUGCAACCAAUGAUCGAUCAAUCCAACCGCACAGCCUGCACCCUCAACUCUCCUAGCAGGGCAGGGUGCGAACUUCAGCCCAGAGGGCCAGCCCAUAGGGGGCUACACGGAGACUCAGCCACACAUGACUGUCAGGCCACCAGGACCAAUGGGGAUGAGUUUGAACUUAGAAGGAGAGUGGCAUUAUCUAUAGAAGCUGGAUUCAGGAAAAAUACCCUAACCUCUGGACUGUGACCGCCAGGCUCAUACCUGGUUUUCUAGUUACCACCUGGCCCUCUGGCUUCAGGACCCCACCUCCUAUGGCUCUCCACCCCAACUCAACGCCUACCUCCCUGGGGCCCUGCUAGGACAUGAGGGGCCUAAGUGCCCACUUGAGGGUCUCUCAAGGACAAAGACAAGGCCUCUAGACCCUGACCCCACUUCUGCCCUCACCUCUGCCCGGAACCCAAGCUGAGACCCUGGACCUGGGUCUUCAGAAGAAGGUGGCUGGGGGCCCCCCUGCCACAAGGACAGAGACGGGAUUGAGGGUGGGCUGGGGCCAUCAGAGAAGGAGAGUCACCUGGAUCCGACAUUUGGGGAGGUUCCCUUCAUGCCCCCAUCCCACCCCCCUUCCCCUCUCCCCUACCUCCCUUCUCUGUUCUCGUCUACAUUUUUUUAAAAUGAUAAAGUCUUAAAAAGCCA